GGACAAUCUUAGCUGGAUUGUCAUUGCACAAAACCUCUUUCAAGUAGUCUUCGCCGGAUUGACAUUGCACAAAACAACACGGCGGCGAGACUACACACCUACACGCUACCAUGGGUUUGGGAGCCAUAAGAUCCAUUUCCCGACCCGUUUCCAGAGCACUCUUCUUCUCUCACCGGAACAUCUACUCUUUUUCGUCCAUUACAUCGCCUGCCACCUUAUUAUCUUCUGUAUCGCCUGAGAUCCGCCUACCAUUUCGCCCUAAGCUACCUUGGAUUCCGCCGUCCACCGCCUUCCACAGCUUAACGGACACCCGGUACCCGAAGAGGAGACCCGUUCUAAAGACCAAGCGCAAAAGACCAGCCCCAGAACCACCAGGGCCCUAUUCUGGCGUUGCCAGGCGUUUGCCUCAUGAUCCAAAACCCCAAAAGCACCCUAAUGAAGGAAGCGUCAAGAGAAGGAAUGAGAAGAAGAGAAUCAGGCAGCACAAGGCUUUUAUUUUGUCCGAAAAGAAGAAGCGGACGGCAUUAGUGCAGGAAGCGAAAAGGAAGAAACUAAUAAAAAGAGUUGAGCGAAAGAUGGCUGCAGUUGCAAGGGAUAGGGCGUGGGCUGAAAGACUGGCUGAGCUGCAGAAGCUUGAGGAAGAGAAGAAGGCUGCUUCCAUGGCUUAGAGUUCCUUUUUAUUUCAUUUGAUUAGCCAUGCUCUGCCAGCAAGAAUUAUUAUUGCUAAAGAAUUCUUUUUUGUUGGGUAUUGUUGCUCUAAAUUAAAGAAUCAUGUUAGGCUGGCAUGUUUUAUUAUUAUUUUUUUUCUUUUGAAAUUAUUAUAUUGCCGCAUCCCAUAUAAAAAGAAGAUUAUGCUACCUAGUUGGUGAUUGUAUGUUGAGCAAUUGGCAUACCACUUCAUCCAAUAUUCCCAUGAGGCCAUGAUGGUUUGUUUGUAAUAUUUCAAAUCCAAAUACUUAAGUGUAAAAUUAAUGCACAUUUUCAUUUGUGGACACUUUAUUAAUAAUCUAAUUAUAAGUACC
Messenger RNA from Cuscuta epithymum, 1022 nucleotides. The record is from the annotation of a GenBank genome assembly. NCBI's taxonomy places the organism in Eukaryota, Viridiplantae, Streptophyta, Magnoliopsida, Solanales, Convolvulaceae.